GCAAAACGCCAAGUUACAUUAUUAUUAGACUAUUAGUGUAAAUAUCGUGUCAAGCAACGGACGUUUUUGCGCUGAUUUCGUGCGCAUUGACAGCGCAAGAUGCGUUCGAUAGUCUGGCUGCUGCUGGUGGCGGUCGCGGUCGCUGAGGUCGUCGACGAACCGUGGUACGAAGAGGAAGAUGUCGACGAGUCCUACGAUGACGAUGAUGCGAGCUACCGGAAGAAGAGAGAAGUGUAUGACCCCAACAUCGAUCAUCAUCGAGUCAAACGUUGCUGUGAAUAUGAAAAGUCAAGAAAACGACGCUCGCCAGCUGUCAGAGCACCAAGACAGGUUCAUCACUACGAAGUACACGAGUUUACAGAUGAAAGGUUGGGUCCGGCGUCACCUCCGUACGAGGAAAUGCUGGCAGCAAGUGCUGAUCAUUAUCAAAGGUACGCCGUGCCUCCAAAGUCUGCAAGAUAUUUGGACCAUUCCGUUAACCACGUUUCUGGUGCCCAUGUUCCGCUCAAAGCAGCCCAGAUAAACUUAUCUCCAUCAGAAUCAGUACAAUUCGUUCCUAUUGCUACUGAUCCGAUUACAGUUGUGAAUGUAGACGGUCCAGCACCAAUACAUUCAGGACCUUUAACACAAUCACCGAAAAAACUUGAUGGUGGAGAUCUUUAUGGAGCCGCCGCAGGAAAUCAUCAUAAGCAUACUCACGGACAUGGACAUACGCAAGGUGGAGGUCAUGCGAACCAUGGGAAUCAUCAUGCAGAACAUGGUGGCAAGACAACCAAGGGCUUUAGUACGGACCACUUCGUCGACAAAGGUGGCAAAGGGUACAAAAUAGAUGAGCAUCACAAGAAAGAGUACGAGGACGCCGGUGGAAACAAGAAAAAGCAUCACGACCACGCCGGACACCAGGGCAGCCAUGAGGAAGAAGCACAUGGCUCUAGGGGAUCACACUUCGGUGAAAAGAAGGGACACAAGAAAGGGCAUAAGACCAAGGGCUACCACAACAAAUACCAUAAAGAUGAGUUCCAUAAAGAGCAUAAGUUCUACGAUGACUUCCACAAGAGCGGGGAACAUCACAGAUACGGCAAGUUCCACGCGAAGCACGCCAGCAACGAGAGCGGCAAGAAGAAAGCUCACAGGGUCGACGCUGGACACGAUUACGUCGAGCGAGGGAAGAAAGGAUACAGCAACAAGGGUCACACGGAUGCUGACCACAAAGGUUACGAUGGUAAGCGAGGCCAUGAAGAACACCACGCUCACCAUUCCGACCACGGCAAGAAGGGUGGCAAGGAAGGCGGCUCCCAUUGGGGCUAUGCCAAGAAGCACUAAUUGCAAAACUUGUACAAGUAAUACUAUUACUGGGUACUAUUUAGCCAUUUAAGUUAUGUAUGUUAUGAAUCAAAUAGAGACUGUAAGAGAUUUUACUGGUGUAAAACGGAAGCCAACCGAAAAUGCAUGAUUUACAUUAUUUUUGAAAACUUUGAAGCGGUCCCGUUUUAGUAGUAAAGUUUGGAUGAUCAUGAUUGGGUUUUGGGGCUUAUUUAGAUGGGCAAGAUAAAAUGUCAAUUAUUCUGGAUGCUAAUGAACUUUGUAGUAUGGUAAUAAUAUCAAGUAAAAAUUUAGUUUCUGUUACAAUUGUUAUUAUGGAAUAAGGAAUAAAUAAAAAUAGUCCUCAUUCGUUUAUAAAACUAAUUAUUGGAAUAUUACUUCAAUUGGAUAAAUAGUUCAGGGAUUAUCUGUUUCUAUCUUAAAAUUUACUCAGUCUUUUGUAUCUUUUAUUGUGCCAAUGUUUGACCGUAACUUUUCUUCCAGUAACCCUGUUUUAAGGUUUUCCACAAUCCCUUGACAAAUCAGUCUUACCUACUUACCUUUUACUAAAUCGUGAUUUUUUAAUCUCACUUUUGUGACCAACUUUACAUCAUGCUUGACUGUUUCUGU
This is a messenger RNA of Bombyx mandarina (wild silkworm), 1932 nucleotides long. RefSeq lists its product as uncharacterized. The record is from RefSeq and is a predicted model, not a curated record. Lineage: Eukaryota; Metazoa; Arthropoda; Insecta; Lepidoptera; Bombycidae.